Messenger RNA from Dama dama (fallow deer), 4504 nucleotides. It is a transcript of the gene FGFR2, whose product is annotated as fibroblast growth factor receptor 2. The record is from RefSeq and is a predicted model, not a curated record. The coding region runs from base 453 to 2972 and encodes 839 amino acids. Gene Ontology annotation, cellular component: membrane; signaling receptor complex. Gene Ontology annotation, biological process: fibroblast growth factor receptor signaling pathway; multicellular organism development; protein phosphorylation. Lineage: Eukaryota; Metazoa; Chordata; Mammalia; Artiodactyla; Cervidae. The transcript has 18 exons. Gene Ontology annotation, molecular function: fibroblast growth factor receptor activity; ATP binding; fibroblast growth factor binding.
CAGGCUGGCGGGGCCCGGGCGCCCCGAGGCCGCGGCUUUCCUCCGCGCUCCGAGCGUUCGCAAGUUGCGAGCGAACUUUGGUGGAGGAAACGCCAAACCCGACUCCUUUCUUCCUCCCGCUCCCCAAAUCCGAGCGCAGCCCGCGGGCGUCAUGCCCGCGCGCCUCCGCAGCCUGGGGUGCGCGUGAAGCCUCGGAACUUUGGCGCCGGCGAGGACUCCAGGACCACUUUUUUUUUUUUUUUUUUUUUUUUUUGCGGGGAGUUGUUCGUUUGCUCCAUCCCGACCCACGCUGGGCGCGGGGACAGACCCCCGGGGAUCGUUGCCAUUCAAGAGGCUGCAGCAGCAGCAGCGGCAAGGCCAGUGAGCGGCUGCCGCAGCACCUUGGUUCCUGAGCCCACCGCCGGCUGAAGGCAUUGCUGCAGGCAGUCCAUGCUCGUAGAGGAAGGGUGCAGAUGGGAUUAACGUCCACAUGGAGAUAUGGAAGAGGACAGGGGAUCGGCACCGUAACCAUGGUCAGCUGGGGUCGCUUCCUCUGCCUGGUUGUGGUCACCAUGGCAACCUUGUCCCUGGCCCGGCCCUCCUUCAAUUUAGUUGACGAUACCACGGUUGAGCCGGAAGAGCCACCAACCAAAUACCAAAUCUCCCAACCAGAAGUUUACGUGGCUGCGCCCCGGGAGUCGCUAGAGUUGCGCUGCCUGUUGCGAGAUGCUGCCAUGAUCAGUUGGACUAAGGAUGGGGUACACUUGGGGCCCAACAAUAGGACAGUGCUUAUUGGGGAGUAUUUGCAGAUAAAAGGCGCCACGCCUAGAGACUCCGGCCUCUAUGCUUGUACUGCUGCUAGGAACGUAGACAGUGAGACUGUCUACUUCAUGGUCAAUGUCACAGAUGCCAUCUCAUCGGGAGAUGACGAGGACGACGCAGAUGGCUCGGAGGAUUUUGUCAGUGAGAACAGUAACAGCAAGAGAGCACCGUACUGGACCAACACAGAAAAGAUGGAAAAACGGCUACAUGCGGUCCCAGCAGCCAACACUGUCAAGUUCCGCUGUCCAGCUGGGGGGAAUCCAACACCAACCAUGAGGUGGCUGAAAAACGGGAAGGAAUUUAAGCAGGAGCAUCGCAUUGGAGGCUAUAAGGUACGAAACCAGCAUUGGAGCCUUAUUAUGGAAAGCGUGGUCCCAUCUGACAAAGGAAAUUACACCUGCGUGGUGGAGAACGAUUACGGGUCCAUCAAUCAUACAUACCACCUCGACGUUGUUGAGCGAUCACCACACCGGCCCAUCCUUCAAGCCGGGCUGCCGGCAAAUGCCUCCACCGUGGUUGGAGGCGAUGUGGAGUUUGUCUGCAAAGUGUACAGCGAUGCCCAGCCCCAUAUCCAGUGGAUCAAACACGUGGAAAAGAAUGGCAGUAAAUACGGGCCCGAUGGGCUGCCCUAUCUCAAGGUUCUGAAGCACUCGGGGAUAAAUAGUUCCAAUGCAGAAGUGCUGGCUCUGUUCAAUGUGACUGAGGCGGAUGCUGGGGAGUAUAUUUGUAAGGUCUCCAAUUAUAUAGGGCAGGCCAACCAGUCUGCCUGGCUCACUGUCCUGCCAAAACAGCAAGCUCCUGUAAGAGAAAAGGAGAUGACACCUUCCCCAGACUACCUGGAAAUAGCCAUUUACUGCAUAGGGGUGUUCUUUAUCGCCUGCAUGGUGGUGACCGUCAUCCUGUGCCGGAUGAGGAACACGACCAAGAAGCCGGACUUCAGCAGCCAGCCGGCUGUGCACAAGCUGACCAAGCGCAUCCCCCUGCGGAGACAGGUUUCUGCUGAGUCCAGCUCCUCCAUGAACUCCAACACCCCGCUGGUGAGGAUUACAACUCGCCUCUCUUCAGCUGCAGACACCCCCAUGCUGGCGGGGGUCUCAGAGUACGAGCUUCCAGAAGAUCCCAAAUGGGAGUUUCCGAGAGAUAAGCUGACGCUGGGCAAACCCCUGGGAGAAGGUUGCUUUGGGCAAGUGGUCAUGGCUGAAGCAGUGGGAAUUGACAAGGAGAAACCCAAGGAAGCAGUCACUGUGGCCGUGAAGAUGUUGAAAGAUGAUGCCACUGAGAAAGACCUUUCUGAUCUGGUGUCCGAGAUGGAGAUGAUGAAGAUGAUUGGGAAACACAAAAAUAUCAUAAAUCUCCUUGGAGCCUGUACUCAGGAUGGGCCGCUCUAUGUCAUCGUCGAAUACGCCUCGAAAGGCAACCUUCGGGAAUACCUCCGCGCCCGGAGGCCACCCGGGAUGGAGUAUUCCUAUGACAUCAGCCGCGUUCCCGAGGAGCAGAUGGCCUUCAAAGACCUGGUGUCAUGCACCUACCAGCUGGCCCGGGGCAUGGAGUACUUGGCUUCCCAGAAAUGCAUUCAUCGAGAUUUAGCUGCCAGAAAUGUUUUGGUAACAGAAAACAACGUGAUGAAAAUAGCUGACUUUGGACUGGCCAGAGAUAUCAACAAUAUAGACUAUUACAAAAAGACCACAAAUGGCCGACUUCCGGUCAAGUGGAUGGCUCCCGAAGCCCUUUUCGACAGAGUGUACACCCAUCAGAGUGAUGUCUGGUCCUUCGGGGUGUUAAUGUGGGAGAUCUUCACGUUAGGGGGCUCGCCCUACCCAGGGAUUCCCGUGGAGGAACUUUUUAAGCUGCUUAAGGAGGGACAUAGGAUGGACAAGCCAGCAAACUGCACCAACGAACUGUAUAUGAUGAUGAGAGAUUGCUGGCAUGCAGUGCCCUCACAGAGACCCACCUUCAAGCAGUUGGUAGAAGACUUGGAUCGAAUUCUCACACUCACAACCAACGAGGAAUACUUGGACCUCAGUCAGCUUCUUGAACAGUAUUCACCUAGUUACCCUGACACAAGGAGUUCUUGCUCUUCGGGAGAUGAUUCUGUUUUCUCUCCGGACCCCAUGCCUUACGAACCCUGCCUUCCUCAGUAUCCACAUAGAAACGGCAGUGUUAAAACAUGAAUGGGCCUGUCCCCCUGUCCCCAAACAGGGUGGCGUCAGGAACUUAGCUGUACUGAGCAGGGGGGGCCUUGCCUCCAGGAGCCUGUUGUCUUGGCUUGUAUAUAUGGAUCAGAGGAGUAAAUAUUUGGAAAAAUGAUCGGCACACGUGUAAAGAAUUUAUCCAGCUGGAGACUUGUAAUCUUCACCAGGAGAACAAGAAAGUUGUGGGGGCAAUGGACUGCCAUCGGCCACCACGUGCUCGUGACCCACUGUGGGUACUGGCUGUGGACCAGCCGGACUUGAGGCAAACACACGUUCUGCCUGCCUUGUGAAUUUUGUAAUAAUUGGAGAAAAUAUAUGUCAGCGCACACUUAUAGAGCACAAUUGCAGUAUAUAGGUGCUGGAUGUAUGUAAAUAUAUUCAAAUUGUGUAUAAAUAUAUAUUAUAUAUUUACAAGGAAUUAUUUUUUGUAUUGAUUUUAAAUGGAUGUCCCAGCGCACCUAGCAAAUUGGUCUCUCUCUCUCUCUUUUUUUAAAAAUAGCUAUUUGCUAAAUGCUGUUUCUUACACAGAAUUUCUUAAUUUUCACCGAGCGGAGGUGGAAAAGUACUUUUGCUUUCAGGGAAAAAUGAUAUGACAUUAAUUUAUUAAUGAAUUGGUAAUAUACAAAACAAUUGUUUAUUUUUUUUUUUCUUUUUCUUGUUUUGGUAAUUUAAGUGGCAUUUCUAUGCAGGCAGCGCACCAGACUAGUUAAUCUCUUGCUCGAACUUAACUAGUUACCAGAUCCUUUGAAAAGAGAAAUAUUUACAAAAUAUGACUAAUCUGGGGAAAGUGAAGUUUUGGUUUAUUUGUAUUUCAACUCUGCUGUCAGAUGAUUGUCCUUUAACCACCUAACUGCCCGUAAAAGGGCCCAUUAAUGAGAAGGUGUGUUGCUUUGGUGCAGCUUGGUCAUUGGGCCCAUAAACCUUUCACUGGGCUUCCCAAGACAAACGGUGCCAGCGUUCUCUUAAAAAGAUGCCUUAAUCCGUUCCUCAAGGGAGGAACUCUCAUCGAGAUGCUAAUAGAAUGUUCUGUCCAGACGCUGGCCUUCUGCCCCCCUCCCUGCCAAGUUGCACAUUGAUCAGAUUAGCCUGUAUUCUCUUUGGCGAAUCUUCAUCACGGCUUCCAGAUUCACUGGCAACAGAGAAGUCUCUUAGAAUCUUCAUGCCCUGUCGGAGAAAAUGGAAACACUGAGUUGUUCUGCUGAUAGUUUGGGGGAUCCUUCCAUCUUUUUAAGGGAUCGCUUCCACCUCCUCUGGCAGGACCUCACUGAAAGAUCCCGCCCGAUGCCAGCGUCGUGUUACUGCCAUGGUGUUCGUUCUGUAUGAACGUGUUGUGUUUUGCUUUCAAAACACCUUCUCACUCUGCUCUGGCUGUGCGACAUGAAUGCGAAUGACACUGAUUUUUAACGUGUUAUGAAAUUGGAGAAAGUAUUUAAUAAAACCUGUUAAUUUUUAUACUGACAAUAAAAAUGUUUCUACAGAUAUUAAUGUUAACAAGACAAAAUAAAUGUCAU